Molecule: messenger RNA, 428 nt
Organism: Racocetra persica
Lineage: Eukaryota; Fungi; Glomeromycota; Glomeromycetes; Diversisporales; Gigasporaceae
Source: the annotation of a GenBank genome assembly
AUGACGGUUGCAGCUUCGACACAUGUUAAUAUUAAUAAGGAGCCUAAUUCAAAUAAUUGUCCAUUAAAAGUGUCUCUUGUUAGUGUUGCUCAGAGUAAACCUCAGGAAGUUAAUAAUGAUGAAAAUGUUGUUAUUAAGACUUUAAUUAAUAAUUAUACUACCCAAGAACAUAAGUUUGUAGUUAAUGUUACUUAUUCACACCUUAACUUACAAUUCAAACAUUUUAAAAAUUCUAUCCGGCCAAAAGAAUCUAUAUUAUUUGUCGUUAGUGAAAUAGAAAUUAUUCAAGAUGAAUUGUAUAUUUACGCGAGGGAUAUCAAUUAUGUUGGUACACAUUUAUCAGCUAAAAAGCAAUUAUCGAGCCUAGUAAUUCACAAUUCUGAUGAAAUCGAUUUAAAUCAAUCAGAUGUGUUAACAUCUAAUCCUAG